GAUGCAACCUCCAGCGAUGGAAGCUAUGGAGCCAAAGAGAAUCAGAACACAAAGCAGUAGUGAAACGCAGAGCGUAAGGGACAAGAAGGUGAGGGACAUGAUAGCAGACAAGAAGAGACUUGUGGAGGUGCCGUACACGGCGUCGUUGGCCCACACCAUGAACGCCCUGGUGGCCAACCGGGUGUUGGCGGUGCCAGUGGCUGCGCCUCCGGGGCACUGGAUUGGAGCUGGUGGUUCCAUGAUCUUGGAGUCUGAUAAACAGACUGGUGCUGUGAGGAAGCACUAUAUAGGGAUGGUGACCAUGCUGGACUUACUGGUCCACAUCGCCGGAGAUGAUGCCGACGGCGGCGGUGGUGGUGAUGGGUAUGAUCUCGACCGGAGGAUGUCGGUUCCGGUGUCGUCGAUUAUUGGGCAUUGUCUUGAAAGUCUCAGUUUGUGGACGCUAAACCCCAAUACUAGGCAGUCAUAUCAUGCCAUUACAUUUUUAAAACAUACGGUAACAAAAACAUCUCUCAAGAACCGUUGCUAUGCCCCACUGUUGGACUUAAGCGACGGUUUCGAACCUGGUCGCCGUCUCUCCGAUCAAAAAAAGAUUUUUUUUUACUUUUUUGGGUUGUUGAUGAGAACACGGUUGGGGAUUAUAAUCUUUGACGGUGAUGAACGUGAUUACAACGCAAACUAG
Messenger RNA from Ilex paraguariensis (yerba mate), 682 nucleotides. The record is from the annotation of a GenBank genome assembly. NCBI's taxonomy places the organism in Eukaryota, Viridiplantae, Streptophyta, Magnoliopsida, Aquifoliales, Aquifoliaceae.